Molecule: messenger RNA, 1693 nt
Organism: Salvia miltiorrhiza (redroot sage)
Lineage: Eukaryota; Viridiplantae; Streptophyta; Magnoliopsida; Lamiales; Lamiaceae
Exons: 2
Coding region: 527-1489 (320 amino acids)
Source: RefSeq, a predicted model, not a curated record
GAUAAUAACAUAAUCUUGUACUAUUUCAUUUCAAAUAUGUAAACACACCCAACUCAUACACAUAAUCGAAAUCAGUGAUAGAAUGUAUAACGAUGACACCGUAUUAUACACAUAAACUCACUUACAACACGGUACGAAAGAGAGGAUGAAGCAUAAAAGAAGGUAGGAAUUGGAGAAGAGUAGCACAUGAGGAUUUCAUGUUGCAUGCUUUCUCUCUCACCCCUCCUUUGCUUCUUUAGAGAGAGAGAGAGAUGUGAUAUUGUUUUCCCCUUCUUCUUUUCCUUCCUUCCCCCUCUUUCUUUCUGCCCAUUAAACAAUGAAAAUGGCAGAUUACCAAUCAUCCUUUCCCCUCCAAAGGAAACAAUCAUCAUUGCUCCCAACAAUCCUUUUCCAACCUUGAGCUUCUAAGAUUGUUAUUCCAUUCCAAUUCUUAUUCCCAUAAUCCCAUUCUCUCUCUCCUCUCUCUUAAAUACCUCUCCCUCCAACCUCACUUGUUCUUCCCCCUCCAAACCUCCUCUCAUCCCUUAUGAUGGAUCCUUCAUCCACCAACUCUGUCAAUGGCUUCUACAACUUCCUCACACGCGGCAUAGACGACCUCGAACGAGCUUUUAUGUCCAACUCCUUCAUGUCUAUCCAGUUCCUCCAAAGAGCCCUCUCCCUCCUCAGAUCAUUCCACACACAGUUAACCCUUUUAGUUCAAAAACUUCACCUUCCAGUAGGUGAAAAAUGGCUAGACGAGUACAUGGAUGAAAGCUCCAAGCUUUGGGAAAUCUGCCACGUGCUCAAACAAGGCGUUUCAAGCAUGGAGAAUUACUACUCCGCCGGCCUCAACAUCGCCGCCUCCCUCGACGCCCCCCACCGCCGCCUCAGCCCGCAGCUGGCCCGCCAGGUGAUUCGGGCCAUAUCGGGCUGCAAGAGGGAGGCGGUUGGCCUGGAGGAGGAAAAUCGGGCCUUGAUGGAGACGAGAAUCGAGCCAUUAUCUCUCAAAUUCGACGACAAAGUUUCAAUCGAAUCGAAGCUCAACGGAUUCAACGGAUUCAGAGGGGUUUUAUUCGCGAUGAGGAACGUGAGCUCGCUGCUGCUGAUGAUCCUGCUAUACGGGCUGGUCUACUGCCGGCCCGAGCCCGAUGGCAGCGGCUCGGGCUCAGGCGGCCUCUUUUUCGGCUCGGCGCUCAUGAUCUCGACGGCGCGGCUGCAGCGGCGGGUGGCGGCGGAGGUUGGCCAGAUCACGGGCCGGGCCGGGGUGCUGCUGAACGAGUUCCGGCGGUCCCGGACCGCCAUGGACGAGCUGCGGGCCGAGCUGGAGCGGCGGUGCGCGGCGGCGGAUUGGGAGCCCGAGCCGGCGCUGAGGGAGAGGGUGGAGGUUUUGAAGGGCAAUUUCGGGAUUUUGAGGGCUGGGGCGGAGAAUAUUGUGGGCCAGCUUGAUGAUUUCUUUGAUGAGAUUGUUGAAGGGAGGAAGAAGCUCUUGGAUUUCUGCAGUCAUAGGUAGAAAAAAAAAAUCCUUUUUUUUUUUGUUUUUUGGGAGAAAGGCAAUUUCAAGAAAUGUGAGGAAAAUACAAGUUUUUUUAGGGGAGAAAGAAAAGAAUCUCAGAAGUUGUUUGACUGUAACUUAAUUUUUAUUUUUAGUUUCUUUGGUUCUCUCUCACUUUCUCUCUCAUACAUGGACAAUCUUGAAGAAUCUCUUUCUUGUUAA